This is a messenger RNA of Phragmites australis (common reed), 750 nucleotides long. RefSeq lists its product as uncharacterized. The transcript has 3 exons. The coding region runs from base 1 to 750 and encodes 249 amino acids. NCBI's taxonomy places the organism in Eukaryota, Viridiplantae, Streptophyta, Magnoliopsida, Poales, Poaceae. Gene Ontology annotation, molecular function: zinc ion binding; nucleic acid binding. The record is from RefSeq and is a predicted model, not a curated record.
AUGCUAGACAAGGCUCUUCGACGUCUACGUGAGCUUCGGGAAGCACGGAAGGUGUGGACGGAGCUUAAUGACAAGUAUGCUGACAGCGACAACGGCAACGAGUCCUUCAUGGUGGCAAGCUACCUGAAUUUUCGCAUGGGAGAUGGCAGAUCAGUCAUGGAACAAAUCCAUGAGCUACAACUGAUCGUGCGGGACUUAGGCCAGUAUGGAUGUGUCCUCCCGGAGAACUUUCAGAUUAAUGCCAUUCUGGCUAAGCUGUCUACUUCUUGGCGUGACUUUGUCACUGCACGUCGGCAUCUAAAGCAGCGAUUGACUCUUAAUGAGCUCAUUGCUGCAAUAAAUGUCGAGGAGAAGUCCAAGGCAGGCUAUGGUGGAGGGAAGGUGCCUGCUCAAGCAAACCUUGUCGAGCACAAGAACCAUCCUGGUAAGAAUGCGAAGAAAGAGAAGACCAAGCCUGGUUUUUUGGGACCGAAGGCUAAUGCAAUGAAGAAGAAGAAAAAACUAGAGAUUGUCUGCUACGUCUGCGGCGAGUCGGAUCACAAAGCCAACAGAUGUCGCAAUCGUAAGGGCAAGGGGCCAACACCUGAGCAGCAGAAGGUAGCCAAAGCCCAAGUGCAUGUGGCGGUUGCAUCGGACAAUGAUACUGGCAAAGGCAACUCCACCAGUGGGUAUAUACCUCAGGCCUAUACGGGCGCAGAUGGUGGAUCCGUACUGAUGGGAACGGGGUCUCGGCAGCAGUGCGUGGAGUAG